Molecule: messenger RNA, 1889 nt
Organism: Guillardia theta CCMP2712
Lineage: Eukaryota; Cryptophyceae; Pyrenomonadales; Geminigeraceae
Exons: 6
Coding region: 8-1822 (604 amino acids)
Biological process (GO): peptidyl-arginine N-methylation; regulation of DNA-templated transcription
Cellular component (GO): cytosol; nucleus
Source: RefSeq, a predicted model, not a curated record
CGUGAGGAUGCAGGAGCUGCGGGUCGGCCGCAUUUUCUCAUGCGCAACCAACGCCCAGCAGUGCAUUGAUGUCGUUUCUCGAAAUGAGAUGUACUUUGCUGUCUUGCCGCUUGUGCAUCCACGAGCUCGCCGUGAGUUCAGCGGGAGGACGGAGAGGUCAGAGCCUUUCACGCGUUCAGACCUCACGUUGCCCUCCAACAUCUGGAGCAGCAAUGUCAUCGGCUCGCUCUCGCCAUGGCUCAACUUCGAUUCUCCCUGCCACAAGGUUCGCAUGGACUCUGAGCAGGCACUCAAGCAGGAGAUGGCAUGGGCGCAUCACAUCUCGUGCCCUGCCGUCAUCGCCCCCCCCCCCGGUCGAUCCUGCAACAACUAUGCUCGCUGCCUCUACUCUCAGAUCGCUGCCUCCGGAGGCACGAGCAUCUAUGUGCACAUGCCGCUGACGUGGAAGGAUGACCCGGACAGCGACAAGGAUCCCUGGGAAACGUGGAACAGCGUGAGGAUGCUGUGCGAGCAUCAUUUCUGCUUGUUCGUAGCGCUGGAAGUUACAUCUGACCUCCCGACCGACGAGACUCUCACCCAGUGGCUCUGCGAGCCCGUCAAGCUGCUCAUCCUACCCACGUCCAUCUUCCUCACCAACACCUCUGGUUUUCCCGUUCUCUCCAAGCGGCAUCAAAACUUCUUGCGCUCCUUCUUCUGGUACAACGUGGAGGUGGCAGUGUCAGGUAGGCCGCGCCACGAAGGAGGGCUUCUCGUGUACUCCCAGUACCUUCAGCACCUCUUCUCCUCGCGUACUCCUCUCUCGGACUCCGAACGCUUCGAGCAGCCUUACUGGGACUUCCUCCAGAUUCCUCUGCAGCCGCUGGCCGACAACCUCGAGUCGCAGACGUACGAAGUGUUCGAGAAGGACCCCGUCAAAUACGUCAAUUACGAGCAGGCUGUGUACCUGGCGCUGAUUGAUUUGCAAGCAAAUUUUGGAUUUCGACAGGAUCCGUUCAUCGUAAUGGUGGUUGGGGCAGGACGGGGACCUCUCGUGCGAGCUUCUUUGAGGGCGUCGGAGCGAGCAAAUAUCGCCAUCUUUGUCUAUGCGCUGGACAAGAACCCCAACGCCGUCGUCACACUCAGGAACAUGCGAGUAACGGAGAACUGGGCGGAUCGAGUGGAAGUGGUGCAGUCGGACAUGCGAGACUUCUCGCCUCCCGUCAAGGCUGAUAUCCUAGUCAGCGAGCUCCUGGGAUCCUUUGGAGAUAACGAGCUCUCUCCCGAGUGUCUGGAUGGAGCUCAGCGUUUUCUCCGUCCGGACACAGGGAUCAGCAUCCCUGUCUCGUAUACGUCUUGGAUCGCUCCCAUCAGCUCCAGCAAGCUGCACCAGGAGGUGAAGGCGUACAACGACGUGAAGCACUUCGAGACCACCUACGUCGUCAAGAUGCACACGCAUAAAGUCCUCAGCGACGCGCAGGAGUGUUGGACUUUCAGCCACCCCAACCGGGAAGUUCCAAUCGACAACUCAAGGCAGAGCAGACACAGGUUCCAAGUCAAGCGGAGCUCCUGCUUGCAUGGGUUUGCGGGCUACUUCGACGCGCUACUGUAUGCUGAUGUCCACAUAUCCAUCUACCCCGAGACGUUCUCGACUGGCAUGUUCAGUUGGUUUCCGCUCUUCUUCCCCAUUCGAACGCCCAUGUUUGUGGGCAAAGGGGAGGAGAUCGAGCUUCAACUGUCGAGGUGCGUGGGGGACAAGAAGGUCUGGUAUGAGUGGGCGGUGGUGGCCCCGUCGGUGGGCCCUGUAAAUAACGUCAACGGGAGAUCCUUCAGCAUCGGUCUGUAGGCUCUUUGUAACAUGUCCAACAAGUUUGUACCCGGAGGAGGGGAUGUAAGUAAAGAGAGAUAGCGAC